AUGGAGGAGGAUGGAGGAGGCCAGGGUGGAGGUGGUCAUACCCGGAGCGGGAGUGUUUCUGCCUGCCUGAAGUUGUGUCUGGGCUGGGUGGGGGCAGUGGGGGGUGCGGUGGGGGUUCCUGUCUCUGUGCUGCUGAACCUGAGGAGUCCCCAGUGCCUGUACACCUGCAUCACCCUGGUGUGCUGUCCUCUGCUGGUCAGGCAGUUCACUGUCUGCCUGCUGCUGCUCAUGACCCUCAACUCCCACCUGAAGCACCGCAUGGGGAGCAGGUACAGUUUGCUGGUGACACGUCGCCGGGCCCUGUGUGUGGUCCUGCUGUGCUGGGUGGCCUCUGUCCUCUCCUCCUUUGCCCAGUUCAUCGGCUGGAACGUCCUGGACACCUGGGGAGGGGAAGAGGGAUGGCUGGAUGGGCUGGGGCUGGACGGUAUCCCCCCAGGCAACUGGACCACCCCUCCUCCCCGUCCGAUGCCUCCCAAGUACAACCAGGACCGCUCUGUGAUCGGGAAGUACCUCCCUUACGGCGGCUUCCUGUCCAAGUUCUACGUGGAGGAUCUCCAUAACUUCACCUAUGCAGAGAUCCAUGGUAGCCACUGGGGGGUGUGUGCCCCCGACACUGUCCUCAGCCCCCAGUUCCUGGUCUAUGUCUAUGGGGUGACUGUCUUCCUGCUCCCCCUAAUGGGCCUGCUGGCCAUUUACCUAGAUCUGGUCUGUGUGAUGCCCAGACAGGACCCUGAUGGUCCGGGCUCUGGCCCCCCAAAACGCCGCUCUCCCCGUGCCCGCUCCCUAGGCCUCUCCCUCUGCCUCCUUGUCCUCCUGUGUCUGCCCCUUCACAUCACCCACUCCCUCCUGCUUUUCUCCCCAGGCACACUGCCCCCGACCUGGGCUUUCCCGCUGGUCUCGCUCCUGUCGCAGCUCUAUGGUUUGGUGCCUCCUCUCCUCUUCACCAUUCCCACACAACGGGUGGAGGCCGAACAGGUACCCCUACCUCUGCCCCACCUGGCCCCCACAGGGGGUAAGACGGUGGGUGGAGCCCUGUGUUCAGCUGUGCAGGCGGCAUCCUGUUCACUCAAAGGGAGGCUGUGCCCAGAUGUGUGUGUGUAACAUGGAACGGGAAAACAGGGAAGGUGUGUGUGUUAACCCGUUGUUACAACACCAGCAUUCCCAUCUCAUAUGUUCUAAUUCAAUCUCUUAGGCCCUGUUUACACACAUGUCUAAUAUGGUAAUACAUCGAAAUUGCUGAACAUCCAAUUUCCCUGGAGGUUUUCCCACAAACAUAAGUUCCAAUCAUUGUGUGUAAACAGCGCCAUGUAUCAUUGUGUGUAAACAGCGCCAUGUAUCAUUGUGUGUAAACAGCGCCAUGUAUCAUUGUGUGAUUCACAAGGAGCUUCUUUGUGUAUGUUUCCGCAUAUAUAUUCAUCAACCUGUCAGUAGCACACACUAGACGUUAAUUAGUUUUUCACACACUGUGCUGUUUAAUUAUUGAGUCCCAUAUCAAAUAAGGUCACUAACCAGGCUUACAUCCAACCUUUUUAUGCUGUGUAAAGUACAUUUCGGGUAAAAAAGGUCAAGACAGGCCUGAUGGAAACAUCUAAUUUGUCAGUAGACGUUCCAAAUGUCAGCCAAACAAAAUACGCUAGACAAGCUGGGAUCUUUUUGUGUCGGUAAAAUUAAUAAUGUGAGAAAUAGCGAGGAAACGCCUUUACGCGCAAAUAUGCAUAUAAUAACCAUCAUACCGAAGUAAACUUGGAGUCACACGGUAGUCCUUCCACUACGACUCGGGAAACCAUGUAGUUUAUUAGGCUACAGAUUUAGUAAAUGAUGAUCAACUUUACAGGUGGUGAAAAUGCGAGUGAUGAACGUCAUGCUCCUUUACAAUAAAUAUCGAGGGUCUCCCUCUGCCAUUUAACAAAUUAAAAUGAUCUUGCUCUUUUAUCCAGAAUAAUCUCAUCAACCACACUGUAUCUGUCACCUGUUGCCUUGAGCGGAAGUGCCAAACCAGAGUGGGCAUAUUUGCUAUAUAACGCAAACAUUUUUUGUGACUAAACCAUCAGUAGAGUUGACAAUUAUAGUCUAUUUUUUAGUCAGUACAUGGGAAUUUAACUGCAAACAUUAUUUUUAUGUGUAUUACAUCAUCGUGCAGUUUUUUUUGAUCAGCAACGAGAACAUUUGUUGGAAACACUUCUCUGGUGAUAAAAUGCGCAUAUUGUUUUAAUGAGGACUUCUGUCGCCAAUUGGAUGGAAACCUAGCUACUGAGAGAGUAAAUAUCACGCAGCUGACUUCUAAUCUCACACUGAUCCAGAACUAAGCCUGGGACUAGAUCAGGAUAUGUCUGCAUUGUAACAUGCCUUCUGCUGCUGCUGCGGGUGCUAUAGAUCUGGCUUUGAUCAUGUUUAAUUAAGCACACAGUAAUAACAGCAUGGUUGGUCCGGAGACGCCCUCAUAAUUAUAGCAGAGCAACGUUUUUCAUGGCUGUUUUGAUUAACUGUGUAAAUCUAACACUCUCCUUAA
Oncorhynchus keta (chum salmon) is the source of this 2509-nucleotide messenger RNA. Its product is annotated as adenosine receptor A1-like. The transcript is spliced from 2 exons. NCBI's taxonomy places the organism in Eukaryota, Metazoa, Chordata, Actinopteri, Salmoniformes, Salmonidae. Gene Ontology annotation, molecular function: G protein-coupled receptor activity. The record is from RefSeq and is a predicted model, not a curated record. Gene Ontology annotation, cellular component: membrane. Gene Ontology annotation, biological process: G protein-coupled receptor signaling pathway. Bases 1 to 1101 code for a protein of 366 amino acids.